AUGGACCGGCAACGGGUGGCUGAGAGAGCUCUCCAUGACCAGACCAACAUCCUCCCGCGUGCCCAGCUUCUGGUCGUUUUCACAGGGCUGGCAAUAUCAUUACUCAUUACGUUUGUGGACCAAAAUGGCAUCAGCGUCACACUGCCUACUAUCGCCGUAGACCUUGAUGCCCGGAAUACCAUAUCCUGGGCAGGCACCUCAUCCUUGAUUGCAAACACCACAUUCACGGUUCUGUAUGGCCGCCUCUCUGAUAUCUUCGGCCGCAAGGUCAUUUAUCUGUCCGCGCUCGUGUUACUCUGUAUAUCAGAUGUGCUCUGCGGUGUAUCAGCCACCCCCGAGAUGUUUUAUGUCUUCCGUGGGCUAGCCGGUAUAGCUGGGGGUGGAGUCACUUCGCUGACUAUGAUUAUCGUCUCUGACAUUGUGACAUUGCAACAACGUGGCAAGUAUCAAGGCAUUCUCGGUGCUGCCAUGGGGCUAGGAAAUAUCAUCGGCCCAUUUCUCGGCGCUGCCUUCAUCAUGAACGCAACCUGGAGGGGCUUCUUCUGGCUCAUCGGUCCGCUAGGUGCAUGCUCUGCAUUGAUAGGAUAUUUCCUAAUACCAAACAACCAUAAAAAAGACAGCUUGUCCAACAACGUGAAACGUAUCGACUUUUUCGGCAUACUCACGUCUUCUGCUGCUGUUAUUCUUCUACUUAUUCCCAUAUCUGGCGGAGGGUCUUACUUCAAUUGGAACUCGGCCAUGGUGAUAAGUAUGCUUGCCAUUGGAGGAUGCUCGUUGAUUGUGUUCUUACUUGUUGAGUGGAAAGUGGCUGUCCUCCCCAUGCUUCCAGUCGUACUAUUCAAAAACAAGGUCAUCUGCGCCCUGUUUCUCCAGACGUUCCUUCUGGGCGGUGUUUACCAAGCAUAUCUCUACUACCUCCCAUUGUACUACCAGAACGCCCGCGGCUGGAACCCAAUUGUGUCGGCUGCUUUGACAUGCCCAAUGAUGGUUUGCCAUUCACUCACAUCUAUCGCAUCGGGCCAGUAUAUUUCCCGCCGCAAGCGAUACGGCGAAUUGAUCUGGAUCGGAUUUGGCCUAUGGACACUCGGCGCCGGUCUCAUGAUCAGGUUCGACCGGACGACCAGCCCAGCUGUCAUCGCAGUAUCCGUUGGCAUUGCUGGCAUAGGGAUUGGAAGCACUUUCCAACCCACAAUGAUUGCAUGUCAAGCCCACUGCACGAAGGCCCAACGAGCAGUGGUCAUAUCAGAUCGAAACUUCUUUCGCUGCCUCGGAGGAGCAUGCGGACUCGCUGUGUCUGCGGCCCUUCUUCAAGCCGUUCUUCGCUCUAACCUCCCCGAAGCAUACAAGGGUCUUGCCCAUUCUACAUACACCCUUCCGUCGAAGGAUGGAAUUUCCGAUGCGGACUGGGAGAGCAUUAUGGAUGCAUACGUGGCUGCUUCUCGAGCAGUGUUCAUCCUGCAGGCUCCGCUGAUCGGGACAUGUUUCCUGCUGUGCGCAUUCGUCCGAGACCGAGGGCUGGAACGACCGAAAGAUCCAGAUGAGAAGGCUGCCAGCGAUCAACAUCAGCGUAAAGAAAGUCAACCAUCCAACGAGCCUAUUUCUCAACAACCCGAAGCAGAGCAAGUCAAGACGAACGGCCACCCUGCUAGGAUCUAG
Messenger RNA from Aspergillus puulaauensis, 1656 nucleotides. RefSeq lists its product as uncharacterized. Gene Ontology annotation, molecular function: transmembrane transporter activity. The transcript has 3 exons. The coding region runs from base 1 to 1656 and encodes 551 amino acids. The record is from RefSeq and is a predicted model, not a curated record. Gene Ontology annotation, biological process: transmembrane transport. Lineage: Eukaryota; Fungi; Ascomycota; Eurotiomycetes; Eurotiales; Aspergillaceae.